Acaromyces ingoldii is the source of this 1178-nucleotide messenger RNA. RefSeq names its product Intradiol ring-cleavage dioxygenase. Gene Ontology annotation, biological process: catechol-containing compound metabolic process. Gene Ontology annotation, molecular function: catechol 1,2-dioxygenase activity; ferric iron binding. The transcript has 10 exons. NCBI's taxonomy places the organism in Eukaryota, Fungi, Basidiomycota, Exobasidiomycetes, Exobasidiales, Cryptobasidiaceae. Bases 34 to 1062 code for a protein of 342 amino acids. The record is from RefSeq and is a predicted model, not a curated record.
CGCCACUCCACCAUCACAGACGAAGCUAUCAUCAUGUCAAUCCCAGCCAGCGAAUCUGUUCCGACAAAGAAGGUGGGCAAGGCUGUCCUCGAGGCAAUCAAGGCAGGCGCCCCAAACAUCGAUCUGAACCGCCUGCCCGACCUUGUCGACAUGUCUCCCUCGUCGAUCACUGCCAACGUGCAUGCGAUCAAUGCUCUCUGUGAGAACCCAAGACAGAAGUUCGUCUUUGAGAAGCUCGUCACGCAUCUCCACGACUUUGCUCGCGAAGUCAGCCUGACGACCGACGAGUGGAUGUCCGCCAUCCACUUCUUGACUGCGACCGGCAAGAUCUGCUCCGACAUUCGCCAGGAAUUUAUCCUCCUUUCCGACGUGCUCGGCCUGUCUGCGCUGGUUGAUUCGAUGAAUCACCCCGUCGUGGCACCAGCCACCGAGGGGACAGUGCUUGGUCCCUUCUUCACAGAGGACGCAAAGGAGCUCUCUGCGGGAGAAUCGAUUGCGUCGGAGGGAAAAGGCGAGUAUAUGUGGUGCGAGGGCCGCAUUCUGGAUGUCGAGGGCAAGCCCGUGCCAAACUGCAAGAUUGAGACCUGGGAGACAGACGACGACGGCCUGUACGACACCCAGUACGAGGGCCGCACAGAAGCAGACUGCCGUGGAAGGCUCACCUCGGACGAAAAUGGAUACUACUCGUACCGCGCAAUUCUCCCCACUCCGUACCCAAUCCCAAACGACGGGCCAGUCGGAGGCCUUCUCAAGACGCUGAACCGUCAUGUGUUCCGCCCAGCUCACUUGCACAUGAUGUUCUACCGCGAUGGAUACGAGACGCUGAUUACUGCACUGUACUUCAAGGGCGACCGUUACCUCAAAUCCGACGCCGUCUUUGGUGUCAAGACGUCUCUCAUCGUUGACCCGGUUCUCGUCGAGGACGAGGCAAAGGCCAAAGCGCAUGGUUUCAAACACGGACCAUUCUGGCACUUGAAGAAGGACUAUGUCCUUCUGACGACAGCCCAAGCGGAUGAGCAGAAGAAAAAGUCGCUCGCAAACUACUACGUCAGCCUGCAAUGAGCGCUGCAGCUGCUGGCCGUUGGAGGAAGGAAUAAGACGUGUUUUGUUAAUUUCAUCCUCUGCAAUUUUGAAGUAACGGGAAACUGAUUCUUUGAAAUGUGAUGCCCUGCCAGGAG